This is a messenger RNA of Durusdinium trenchii, 797 nucleotides long. NCBI's taxonomy places the organism in Eukaryota, Dinophyceae, Suessiales, Symbiodiniaceae. The record is from the annotation of a GenBank genome assembly.
GCAGCUUUGCCCGACUCUAUCUGCGCUUGCCUGCAGAUUGCACGGCAUUGGAAACCCACGAGAACGGAAUUUCCACGCAAUAAACCGACUUGUUCCUUUAUUUGGCAUGACCAAAUGCCGCACAGGACUCGUCUGCCGGAACUACCGGAGCCUGAAACCUUUAAAAGGAUAAAGGAGCAGGAGCUGUUCUGCGUGUUUAAGAGCAGUGUGUUUCAUCAACACAAAGUCACUGUUGGUGACAUUGUGCAAGCAGAAAAGCUUCAUCGUCGAGACGCAGGAGAGAAGGUGGUCUUUGGGACGGUGCUGCUGGUGGGGUCCAAGGACUUCACAAUACUGGGGAAACCCACAGUGCCUUAUGCGAAAGUAAAGGCAACCAUAGAGCAGCAGACCCUCUCGCAGGAAAUGCAUGUAUUUUGGUACAAGCCCCGGCGAAGGCAACAGGGCUUCUACCGCCGGCGGCAACACGUGACGAUGCUGCGGAUUGACGAAAUUGUUUUGACACCUGAGGAGGACUCGACAGAUCCUCCUCCACCCAAGCCAGUCCGGCUAUUGGACCUGUGGGCCAAUAGGUGGCUCGAUCCUGCCGAAAAGGAAGGCAUUGAAAUGGUCCAAGGUGAAAAGGAAGGAGAGUUGAUUCCCAAGACGGCCCUGAUUUAUGAUGGUUCCGAACAUCAGCCUGGAAGCUAUCAUCGGCGGGGUUUGACCUCUUGCUAUCGCUAUUGGCCAGACCCAGCGGCUUCGCAUUGGCGACUCUGAGUGAACCGAAAGCGCAGCGCUGCGAGGAAAGACCAAACAGA